ACAUUUAAUAUAAUUUAAAAAGUUUGGCAUGGCGAUUGAUAAAGCGGCAACCGGCAAAAUAAUUAAUUUCUGAAAAAUACAGUAUUUUUAUCAAUAAUUUAAUGUAAAAUACGAUACAUAAAAUUUACCUGAAUUGCCGUAUUAAUAAGUGGCACAUUUGUGCACCGGAAGAGAAGGGCAGCAGAAAUGGCGCUGUCUAUGAAAUUCGAGAUCUGCCUGCUAGUCGCGCUCAUCGCCUACUUCAUAGCUUCCAAAAGAGUCUUCGAUCGAGUGUUCUCAACCAGCCACACUGUCAUAGACGAGCUAUUCCACGUGCCUAUGGGCUUGGCGUACUGUCACAGAAACUUCACUUACUGGGACCCGAAAAUAACCACCUUACCUGGCUUGUACAUGGUCUCUGCCACUUUCCUUGGCACAUAUUUUGAUUGUAACUUGUACAAUUUAAGAUUUGUCAACUUAGCCACGUCUGUACUUAACUUAGCACUGUUUGCAUCUAUAUUGAAGUAUGUUUACGGUAAUAAUGAAAACCAAGCUAAGAUUGUAAUACAGGCGCUGAACCUGUCUUUGUUACCACCGUUGUACUUCUUUUCGCAUGUGUAUUACACAGAUACAUUGUCUUUAAUGUUCCUGCUUGCUUAUUCUAGACUUUGUUUCAAUAAUCAGCAUAAAUUGAUAAUUCUUGGUCUUGGUGCUUGCGGUGUACUGGUGCGACAAACCAACGUUGUCUGGAUAGCCCUGGUGUUUGGCCACAAAGUCCUGGAUAUAUUUAUAAGAAGCUCUAGAGUCUAUGGUAACACAUACAUCAGCAAUUUAACAUUGAGCAAAUCAUCUUUUAUUGCAAAAGACGUUGAUAAAUCUAAACUAAGAAGGUAUUACGGAUUGCCAGAUUUGUUUGUAGCACUGAAAUAUCACGUCUCCACAUGUUUCACAACACUAUUUAAGUUUAUAACUUUGCAAGACUGGCUGAUACUAAUAAUACAUAGUACAAUACUGAUCUCAUUCUUAAUUUUUGUUUACGUAAAUGGUUCAAUAGUGGUUGGUGACAAGAAGGCUCACACUGCCACCCUACACCUGCCUCAGAUGCUAUAUUUCCUGCUGUUCUACGGUGUGUUCGGGCUGCCAUACGUUGUGGCUAAGAUUUCAGCAACAUUGAGGCUAAUGUAUAAGAAUAAGUUAUAUGUCAUUGUGUUGAGUGCUGUAGCGUUGCUUGUAGUCCAUUACAAUACCGUAGUCCACCCGUAUUUGCUAGCGGACAACAGGCACUAUACGUUCUAUGUGUGGAACAGAUGGUUCGGUAAAUAUGACUAUGCUGUUUACGCGACAGUGCCAGUGUAUAUUUUCCUAUUUUUCAGUCUGUACAGCAACCUCAAAGAUCAAAAUUGCAUAUCUUUCCUUCUGCCUUUUACAGUUUGUGCAUUUGCCGCGCUGGCAUUGCAGAAAAUGGUUGAGAUAAGGUACUUUUUGAUUCCAUACAUCAUUUUAAGGCUUCGCUUUGUACGGCCUUCAUUCCAAAUUGUGUUGUUUGAACUGUUGUGGUACAUUUUAUUGAAUGUUGUAACAUUCAAUUUGUUCUUCACUAAGGAAAUAUUUUGGAAGGACUUUGAUUAUGCCCAAAGAAUUAUUUGGUAAGAUGAGUAGGUACUUGCCUACUCUACUGAAACUGAAAGAUAGUAAUUAUAAUUUAAUGUAUAAGUAAUUAUAAUAUUUUAAAAGGGCACUUUAGGCUCUCAUUAUAUUUUUUAAUUUUUAUGUGUUUUGUUUGGAUUACUUAAUACUAAAUACUGGUAUAGUAAUAUUAAUAAUUUAAAUGAAUAUUUUCUCAUUCUCAGAUUUUUUUAUUAAUUAUAAAAAUGCUUUCUGACUGUCACAAAUAUUUUUCAAAUGAAUAAACCUAAGAUAAUUUAAAUAAUAACUUAAUGAUGUUCAAGAUGUAAUAUUUUGUUUUUAUGUGGAGGCCAUGCGUAUGAUUAUGUUAAAUGUGAAUAAUAAUAAAAUAGUUUUGUAACAGGUAAUACUAAUGUGAAAAAAUGCUGUUUACUUUUGUACCUACUUUAAGUAUCUACUUUGUAAAUUAAUGAUGAAUAUACCUGCCAUUUUGAAUGGA
Molecule: messenger RNA, 2104 nt
Organism: Plutella xylostella (diamondback moth)
Lineage: Eukaryota; Metazoa; Arthropoda; Insecta; Lepidoptera; Plutellidae
Gene: Alg10
Product: alpha-1,2-glucosyltransferase Alg10
Biological process (GO): dolichol-linked oligosaccharide biosynthetic process; protein N-linked glycosylation
Cellular component (GO): endoplasmic reticulum
Molecular function (GO): dolichyl pyrophosphate Glc2Man9GlcNAc2 alpha-1,2-glucosyltransferase activity
Source: RefSeq, a predicted model, not a curated record